Messenger RNA from Oxyura jamaicensis (ruddy duck), 2598 nucleotides. It is a transcript of the gene FASTKD5, whose product is annotated as FAST kinase domains 5. Lineage: Eukaryota; Metazoa; Chordata; Aves; Anseriformes; Anatidae. Gene Ontology annotation, molecular function: RNA binding. Gene Ontology annotation, cellular component: ribonucleoprotein granule; mitochondrial matrix. Bases 1 to 2493 code for a protein of 830 amino acids. Gene Ontology annotation, biological process: mitochondrial RNA processing; regulation of mitochondrial mRNA stability. The record is from RefSeq and is a predicted model, not a curated record. The transcript has 2 exons.
AUGUUGUCCUCAGACAAACGCAGCCACGUUGAGGCAGAGUACCCGGAGGCAGCUCAGAGCCCGCUCAAGCUGCGAGCCAUGGCCACGGCGCUCGUACGCCGCCGCUUCCCGAGGCUGAGCAGGGUGACCGCCGCGCUUCUGACUUCAGCCCCGUGCAAGGCCGAGGGCGGAGGCGGCGAGAGCCCGCCGAAGGAGGAGGAGAACCCCAAAAUCGCCGGCGCCAGGAGCAAAGCCGCUGCCACCAUCCAGCUGCUGACCCCGCCGGGCUACAGGGUGCCGUACAACCCCGCCGCCUACGCCAGGAGCAGGGCUGGGAGCUCCGGGCGGCCUCUCGGUGACGCUCCCACCAGCCCUGACGCUGCUCAGGAGCCUCGUGGGCUCCCUGCUGCCUCCGUCCAAGUUCUGCCGCCCACCAGAAAUGCCCUGGUCAAGCCCCCCCGCAGGCACAACGCCCCGACGCGAGCCAAGCAGGAGGCGGAGCGGGAGCAAAGCGAGCUGCACGACUCCAAGGAGGACCCGCGCCUGUUCCAGCGGGGGCGGCCUGAGUACAAAGCCCUCAGCUACGACAGGUUCGAGCCGCUGGAGACCCUCCCUUGGGAAGAAGGCGAGGCGGUUCUGCGCGCCGUGAGCGCCCAGAGGGGCAGCCAGAGCCCGGGGGCUAUCGCGGAGUGUUUCCACAAGCUGAGCCGCCUGCCCGAGGAGCGCCGCCCCGCGCUGGUGUCCGAGCCCGGCUUCAACGCCCUGUGCUGCCGCGCCGUCGACCGGAUGCAGGAUUUCAGCACGCCGGAGCUCGUCGAGGUUUUGAAGGCUUGCGUCCGUCUGCGCGUCCCUCCCGCUCACCCCGUGCUGGACGCCUGCGAGCGCGACUUCUGCCGCCGCGCCUGGGCCAUGAGCCUGGAGCAGCUGCUGCUGGUGGCCGACUGCUGGCGCUGCCUGGAGCGCGCCGUGCCCUCCUACCUCGGCAUCCUCUUCAGCUACGCCGCCAGGAGCUGCAAGGACCUCGGCCUGCCCCAGCUCGUCCAGCUCCUCUACAUCAUCGGCGAAGGGCGGAAAUCCCCCCCGGACCUGGUGCAGAAGCUGGAGGGCGUUCUUUGGAAGCACCUGGACUCCUGCACCCUGGAGGAGGUGGGAGCCGUUUGCCUGGGGCUCUUCAAGUCCCUCAGCGCCGUCUCCGACCGCCUCAUGAGGAGGAUCGCCGACAGGGUCUCGCUGCAGAUGGAGGAGAUGAGCACCUACGCCUUGGUCAACGUGCUCAAAAUGCUGCGCUCCGCUCGCCUGGACCACCUGCCCCUCCUCAGGGAGCUGGGGAGGGUUAUUCCCCCCCGAAUCCCGGCCACAAACAUCCAGGGCAUCAUGCACAUCACCCUCACCUGCUCCUCCCUGCACUACUACGACGAGGGCGUGCUGGCCGCCGUGGCCUCGGCCCUGCCUUCCAAGGUGUCGUACUGCCGCAGCAAGGACGUCGCCAAGUUCCUGUGGUCCUUCGGGUGCCUGGACUACGAGCCCCCGAACGAGGAGGAGUUUUACUCCAGCCUGAUCGAGCACAUGGGCAGGAAGCUGCACGAGUUCGACAGGUUCCCCGAGCACCUCCUCACCGGCCUGCUCGGCCUGGCGUUCGUCAGACGCUUCCCGGAGCAGCUCAUUGAUUAUGCUCUGAGGGACGAAUUCGUCCGGAAGACGAGAGCGAGUAAAUACGAGCUCCUCAAGGACCUGUUCACCCUCGGCAAGAGCGUGGAAAUCGAGUGCCCGGGCUACCGAGGCAGCCGCCUCGCCCCUCAGCUCUACCAAGAGAUGACCGAGAUGGUUUUGGCUUUCGCCGAGCAGGAAAUCUACGUCAGGCCCGAGAUCGUGGAAGCCGCCACCCUUCUCCAGAGCGUGCUGGGCGGCCCCGAGUACAUGAAGAGCCACAUGAUCCUGCCUCACACCCGCUCGAGCGACCUGGAGGUGCAUUUAGCCACGGAUGGGCGCCCCGUCCCUUUCAAUUUCAAGGACGCCGCGGGGAAGACGCUGAAAGACCUCGGGGUUAGCCUGACGGACGACCUGAUGGCUCAGCUCCUGAAGGGGCAGUCGGGCGGCCAGGCUCGUUUGGAAGCGGAAAAUGCAGCCACGGCUCCUGGCUGGGAGCAGGUGGGAGGAGAACGAGCUCCCCACUCUUGGUUUUCAGGCACAUCUGUUACCGCAGGCACCUCGUUGCGUGUUUCACCCGAACUAGGGGGCCCCCUCCAAGCCCCCCGUCCUCCUGUGCUGCCCCCGCAGCCUCGGGGGGUGAAGCUGGCGAUCCAGGUGUCCAACCGAAACCACUACUGCUACCUGUCCAAGCGGCUCCUGGGGCUGCACCGCCUGAAGAGGCGGCAGCUGCGGCACCUGGGCUACGUGGUGGUCGAGCUUCCCUUCUGGGAGUGGUUCCCCCUGCUCAAGCGCACGCGCUCGGAGAAGCUCAGCUACCUGCACUACAAAGUGUUCGACCCGGCGCUGCUCGGCGGGGCCGCUUAGCACCGCCCGCUGCAUCUCUGCCGAUUUAAACGGUCUCCGGGCUUUGGUUUCGUUUCUGGCAGGCCGUUCCGUCAGCUGAGGCUGCCUUGGCACGUCCGCCCGCUC